This is a messenger RNA of Trypanosoma cruzi, 2808 nucleotides long. Its product is annotated as trans-sialidase, putative. Lineage: Eukaryota; Euglenozoa; Kinetoplastea; Trypanosomatida; Trypanosomatidae. The record is from RefSeq and is a predicted model, not a curated record. Bases 1 to 2808 code for a protein of 935 amino acids. The transcript has a single exon. Gene Ontology annotation, molecular function: exo-alpha-sialidase activity.
AUGCUCUCACGUGUUGCUGCAGUGAAGGCACCCCGCACACACAACCGUCGCGGCGUGACCGGAUCCAGCGGAAGGAGGAGGGAAGGAAGAGAGAGUGAGCCGCAGAGGCCCCACAUGUCCCGGCGUGUGUUUACUUCCGCGGUGCUGCUCGUCCUCCUCUUCGUGAUGAUUUGCUGCGGCAGUGGAGCUGCGGCUGCUGGUGAGGCGUCAUCCCCGGGAUGUUCAAAGCGUAAACGUUUUGUUUGGAGAGAUAAGAAAGAUGGAGAAACAGUGAGCUCGCUCUCUGUUCCCAGUCUUUUGAAAGUGGGGACUGAUGUGUUUGCCGUUGCGGAGGCGCAGUGCAAAAAGGGGGCAGAAGGUGAUUUUACUGGGAUUCCCUCGAAGCUCCUGGAGUUGAAUCAAGAAAGCCUAAAAGAGGAGUUGGAUAAAACUGAAUUGAAGACACAAGUACUGGAGGAAUUUUCUUCCGAUGAGAAAAGCGCCUGCCGUAUAGCGGAUGAGUCUGAUUCCCAAAGCCAGACGACAGUACAUGUGAGCCGACCAACAACAGUCGUGCGGGGAAGUGAUAUUUACAUGCUUGCUGGAAACUACAGUUGGACACGUAAUGCUGAUGAUCGGGCAGGUGGCUGGGGACUCAUGCUGGUGAAAGGGAACGUCAGUAAGGAAGGAGAAAGGAACAAAAGAAUACUUUGGAAUGAUACUUACGCUAUCCCGUGGAGUUAUAAUGGCAAUCAAAAUGAACCCUUGAAAAGGCUGGUUGGCAGCGGUGGAUCGGGCGUUCAGAUGGAGGACGGUACGCUUGUGUUCCCGCUGGAAGGGACGAGGAAUAAGACGAACCAGGGUGAUGGCGCUGCAGAGGAAGAAAAGACUGUCUCGCUGAUCCUACACUCGAAGGAUACUAAAUUUUGGACACUGCCGAAGGGGAUGUCUGCCGAUGGCUGCGGUGAUCCCUCCGUCGUGGAGUGGAAGGACACAAAACUCAUGAUGAUGACUGCGUGUGCUGAUGGCCGCCGCAGGGUGUACGAGUCCGGUGACAAGGGGGAGUCGUGGACGGAGGCACUCGGGACACUCUCGCGCGUGUGGGGCAACAAACACGAGGGAAAUGUGAAGGCUGUUAGAAGCGGGUUCACCACAGCGACGAUUGGGGACAAGGACGUGAUGCUCGUUACUCUGCCGGUGUAUUCCAAGGAGGAAGGCAAUGGAGAAAAAGGCGUACUCCAUCUUUGGCUGACGGACAACACGCACAUUGUUGAUAUUGGGCCGGUAUCCGAUGAUGACGCUGCUGCCAGCUCCCUGUUGUACAAAAGUGCUGGAAGUGGAACUGAUAAGGAGAAGAAGGAGGAGUUGAUUGCACUGUACGAGAAGAAGAAGGGCGGUGAUGAAGGAAAGCCAUCACCCGGUCUGGUCUCUGUGCUUCUGACUGAGCAGCUGCAGCGGGUGAAGAAGGUGCUGGCGACCUGGAAGGAAGUGGACAAGCGUGUCUCCCAGCUGUGCUCGUCAUUGAUUGCUGAGAAGGAUCGCCUAACUGACACUGCCUGCGGCGCUGUUAAGAUCACGGAUGGGCUGGUUGGCUUUUUGUCUGGCAAAUUCUCUGAUGGCACAUGGAUGGACGAGUAUCUCGGGGUGAACGCCACAGUAGCAAAGAACGGUGCAGCAGCGGCCACAGGGCCCUCCGAUGGCGCGAAGUUUACUGGGCGUGGCGCAGGGGCGGAGUGGCCCGUUGGCAGGCAGGGGGAGAAUCAGCUGUACCACUUUGCGAACUAUAAAUUUACUCUUGUGGCGACGGUGUCCAUCCACAACGUGCCGGAGGGUACUAUUCCGUUGAUGGGUGUGCGUGCGGGCAGUAAAGGAGAAAAAAAACUUAUUGAGUUGUCGUACGACAGCGAAAAGAAGUGGCAGGUGCUGUGCGGUGAUGGAGACCCUAAAGAGCUCGGCAGCAUUUUGGGGACAGAGACACCUCAACACGUGGUAAUUUUUCUACGGAACGGCACCCAGAGCUCCGCGUACGUUGAUGGUCAGCGUGUGGGGAAUGCACAAUGUGAAUUGGGAAGUGGUGAGUCGAAUGAGAUCUCCCACUUCUACAUUGGAGGGGAUGGAGGCAGCGCAGAGAUCAAAGGAGACGUGUCUGUGACUGUGACGAACGUCCUGCUGUACAACCGCCCGUGGGAUGACACUGAGAUUGGCGCCUUCAAUCCGAAUAAAGCCAAUAUUCCAGUUGAGGUGGACAGGCCUGUUGAAGGAGAAGCGAUUCAAUCUUCUGGUGGAGGACCGGAGGAACAGGGACAGUUGUUGGGGAGCAGCGGUGCAGGUGUUGUAUCCGCACCAACAGUGUCCAGUGCCACGAUUUCCUCAGUAGGAGAAGAGUCCGUAAUGCAGGUGGCGUCAGAAGAAUCUUUCGAUGGAAGUAAAAAUGUGGGUGGCGCUUCCUCGCCUGGCAGUGACGCAGCGGUGGAGACAGGAGACCGAAGUAUGGUGCAGGGAGAUGGAUCAUCACAGACUCUUGUGGGUACUCCCGCCACAGCAGAUGCAUAUGCCCCUAACGCUGAAGCCACGGGGCACGAUGGAACCGCAGUGAAUCCUGGGGCGAGCGCGAGCUCAGGCGCGGAUGGGGAGGCAGCGGAAGGAACGGAUGGACGCGAGGAGGAGGUCCAUGCACAGAACGGGGACGUAAAGGCUGCGGCCCUCAGCAGCAGUCUCGGGAAUUUGUCGCAGGGGAAUAACAGCGAUGCCGGCACCACGCGUGAGAGCGGACUGUUGCCAUCGCUGCUUCUUCUCCUGUUGGGACUGUGGGGGUUCGCGGCUCUGUGA